CAGUUACAGUAUAUAAGCCAGGGGAUUCCCAAACAGGACAACAGGGGCAGAUUUCUGGCUGAGACAAAUCAUCAUGGAGACACUCAGGUCUAGAAAAGCUGCCUUGAUUUUGUUGUUUUGUGCUUUUGUUCAAUCCAACGCAAUAAUGCCAAAACCUGGUAACUGUCCGAGCACCUUUGAUUUAUUUAUGGAAUCACCACAAUGUAAUUAUGACAGAGACUGCCCAGGAAAUCAGAAAUGUUGCAGGUUUUUCUUCAGAUCUGUUUGCACCCCUCCAGUUCCAACAUUACCAGGCUGUCCAAUGCCUCCAGGGUUUGCAGCGAAUCCAGUGGGGAAUUGUCUUGAGCAGUGUUCAAAAGACUCGGAUUGUCCUGGCGACGAUCAGAUAUGCUGCUUUAAUGGAUGUGGACACGUGUGCAUGACUCAGACAAUAGUGAAGCCAGGAAAAUGUCCUGACGACUUCUUCUUCCAUCGAUGUCACUCACACUGUAGAACUGAUGGUGAUUGCCGUGGUGAGAUGAAGUGUUGCUAUUCAAUGUGUGGCAGUGAAUGCAAAUACCCCGUGUUUUGGCCCCCGAUAGGCCGCCGCUAGGUGUGCAAUUCUUAUACUCUUUAAAUACUAAUUUGUUGAUUUUUUUUUGUUUGCUGUUAUUGAGGAAGCACAAUAUUAUCAUUAUAUUAUCAUAAUAUUGAGGAAGCACAAAUAAAAUACAAUCUGCAACACA
Messenger RNA from Nothobranchius furzeri (turquoise killifish), 725 nucleotides. Its product is annotated as WAP four-disulfide core domain protein 2. Gene Ontology annotation, molecular function: serine-type endopeptidase inhibitor activity. The record is from RefSeq and is a predicted model, not a curated record. Gene Ontology annotation, cellular component: extracellular region. NCBI's taxonomy places the organism in Eukaryota, Metazoa, Chordata, Actinopteri, Cyprinodontiformes, Nothobranchiidae.